Messenger RNA from Acyrthosiphon pisum (pea aphid), 3952 nucleotides. RefSeq names its product mitotic checkpoint serine/threonine-protein kinase BUB1. The coding region runs from base 338 to 3790 and encodes 1150 amino acids. NCBI's taxonomy places the organism in Eukaryota, Metazoa, Arthropoda, Insecta, Hemiptera, Aphididae. Gene Ontology annotation, biological process: meiotic sister chromatid cohesion, centromeric; protein phosphorylation; mitotic spindle assembly checkpoint signaling. The record is from RefSeq and is a predicted model, not a curated record. The transcript is spliced from 20 exons. Gene Ontology annotation, cellular component: nucleus. Gene Ontology annotation, molecular function: protein kinase activity; ATP binding.
GACUCACCAUUUACGCCUCCAAAACCGGCGGGACGAAACGGUGAGCAACAGUGGGACGAGACGCCUAAAUGCCGAAUACGUCAAAAUACGUUAUGCCGCCGAGGUAUAAUGUCGUCGACGCUACCGCCGCCGUGUCGUCCGGUACAAACGAAGCGCUCUCGUCGGCGUCGGUUGGCAAUUCGCCGUUAUCCGUUUCGUUUGAAUAAUAUAUUACAUUGUCCUACCACAAGACGUAGCUAUCCGAAUUCAACUUCCAAGUCAUUUUCUCGUACCGCGUUUUUCACCGUCGCCGCCGACUGGAAACUCGUUCGCGUUAUCCGCUGGUGACAUUUUGACGAUGAUCUCUGACUCGGAAAUUCUUCCCGUCGCUGAGAAAACAAUGAAUACUGUAGAUACAUCUGAUGCAUUGGAUUUGACUAAAGAAAAUAUUAGACCACUAAGACAAGGUAGAAAACCUAUUCAGUUAGAAACAGCUUUACAAGCACAAUCUAAUACGGAAAUUCAACAAAAAUUAAAUAAAGAGAAAGAAAAAUAUGAUCAUGCCAUUCGUACAUAUGAAGGUGAUGAUCCUUUAGCUCCACAUUUUGAGUAUAUAAAGUGGCUGGAACAAAUAUAUUUAAAACAUGGACCAGAGAGUAAUUUGUGGCCUCUUAUUGAAGAAACUGUACAGAAAUUCAAAAAUGAUGAAAAGUACAAACAGGAUCCAAGAUUUAUUACAAUUCUAAUUAAUUUUAUUGAAAACCAAUCAAAUGCUAUUGAGCUAUAUCAAACGGUUUACAACCAAGGUAUAGGUACAAUGUGUGCUUUGUUUUAUCGUGCGUGGGCAGAGUUAUUGGAUAGAUACAAUGAUUUUAAACGCGUGGAUCAAAUAUUUUUGCUGGGAAUUAAAGCUAAGGCUGAACCAGUUGAUGAACUUGAACAAGCUCAUCUCCAAUUUCAAUUAAGCGUUGCUAGGCGAAUGAUUAAUGGACAGUUAACAAAUGAUGACGAUAAGUACCAAGAACCUGAAAAAAGACACGCAUUUAAUGUAUUAAAAAAGUCGGAAACGCAUAGUGGUGUUAGGCAUGGUUUUGGUGGAGUUAUUGGAAAAGUACCACAAAUAAAUAAUGUUAAUGGAAAAAACACUGUUCUUAAGAUUUUUGAGGAUAAUGAUGAAAACGGAUUGCAUGGAAUUGCAACUAGCAAUUAUGAUCUUGCUCAAAAAGGAGUAAAUAAAGAAAAUACAGUUAACCCUGGACCAUGGACCAAGCCUAGGAAGACUCGCUCGAAAGCUCCUAAACCUGUAUCAACUGUUGACUUUGAAGUUCACCAGGAUAAUAAUUCGGAAUGUGUAACGAAAUUAUCUGGUAUUACAGUUCCAAAUGCUUUACGUAGUAUAAAAGGAAAUACUAAUAUUUCCUGUCAAGUUGCUGUAUUUGAAGAACCAGAUCCUACUAAAAAGCCAAUGUAUUGUAAAGAUAAGGUGUAUGCGGCUGGUAGAGAUGUGCAACUUGAAGAAAUCAGGUACGAGAUCUACUUAAAACAAGAAAAAGAAAAACAAUCAUUAAAAGGAAAACAACCGUCACAUGGUUCAGUAAAAUCCCAACUAAAAGAAAAAAUUGUGAAACCUUUGAAAAAAGUUAUUUUGCCAGAAGAAAAUGAUGAAUUUAAGGUUCCACUUCCGCUGCGUAACAACGAGCCUGAUAAUUUGAGUCAGUCUGUCACUGUUAACACAAGAGUUGCAAUUGAUUUAGUUCAACAAAUGUGGAAUAGUCCAUGUGCAGAUAAAGAUGAAGAGCCAGAAAUAAUUUCAAGAAAUCGAAAACCAAUUUCGUUUGAUGCGUUUGAAGAAGUAGAUAAUAAUAUCAAGCCUUUUUCUUCAGAUUUUAUGGUUUAUGAAGAUAACAAAAAACCAGCUGAUGACAAAGUCUUUAAAAUACAACAAAAAGAAAUGGCUAGAAUUCCAGGGAAUUUCUAUGUUUAUACAGAUGAUGACGAUCAAGCAAAAUCUCAUAAAGAACCUACUGUAUUUGUUGAACACAAUGAUGAAAAUCAAGUAGAAAAUAAUAAAUUUGAAGUGUACAUUGAUGAAAAUGACGAAAAUAAUGUAAAAGGUUUUAAAAUGCCAGACGUAUAUGUUGAUAAUGAUGAAAAUAAUGUAAAAGGUUUUAAAAUACCAGAUGUAUAUGUUGAUAAUGAUGAAAAUAAUGGAAAAGAUUUUAAAAUACCAGACGUAUAUGUCGAUAAUGAUGAAAAUAAUAAAAAAGAUUUUAAAAUACCAGACGUAUAUGUUGAUAAUGAUGAAAAUGUGUUCAGCAAAAAAAGUUCAAAAAUAGAAUUGAAAAAUAAUAAAAACUUUAAACAGCCUAUUGAAGUUCAAAAUUAUAAAGUCUAUGGGGAUGACAGUUAUGAUACCAAAAAUACUGAAAAACAUGUUAACAAAACUAAUGACAAUUCUAUGAAUCCAAGUAAUGAAGGCAAAUCUCCGCUCAAAAAAAUUCAAAGUAUUGAAGUAAAUGAUGAUGACAUAACUUGCUCAACAAAAGCAUUUGCUUUUCUAUUGUCUAGUUCAACACCAUUGGCCCCAGGAAGAACCAAAGCUAAUACUGUCAUUGACAAUCAACAACAAUCACAAAUGCGAAUUGAACCUAAUAAAAACAAUGAAACUGAAGAGUUUCAAUUGGGAAAAAAUUUGAGUAUGAUUUUGGAAGCUUCUAAAGAACGUAAUAGUAGCACUUCAUCUGGGAUUAUUUCUUCUUCGGUUACUAAAUUAGAACAACAAUCUUCAAUUGAUUUUGGUGACUCCAUUAAUCCUUUUGAUGAUGAAUUAAUAACCAAAUUAUUACAGAGAGUAAUUAAAUUUCCUAAUGAACAUCAUAAGUCUGGUUAUAUAGAACAGGAAUCAGACUUGCCGAUUAUGCGAUCAGAAUUCAAAUUGGGUCAUAAUAAAAUGACGCUCCUCAGUGAAAUUGGUAAAGGAUCAUAUGCACGUGUGGUGAAAGUUAGACCAGAUGGUGAAAAUGCUAUAGAAAAAGCGCUUAAAGUUCAAAAACCUGCAUGUGCUUGGGAAUGGUAUAUAAGUAAAGAAGUUCAGCAUCGCCUUAAAGAUUCAGAGAAAUUAUCUUAUUUCAUAAACAUGGAUCAGAUGUAUGUUUUUAAAAAUGGAUCAAUAAUUUCUAUGGAAUUUGCUACUCAUGGGACAUUAUUAUCCGUGAUUGUAGCUUACAAAACGGCAAUGAACCGUUCCAUUCCUAUAACUGUUGGUGCACUGCUCGUUUUACAAGUGACAUCAGCACUCAAAUACCUUCACCAAUGUCAAAUCAUUCACGGAGAUUUAAAACCAGAUAAUGUCAUUGUGAAAUCAUUACCUACUCAAUGUGAUCAGCCUUGUGUGCAGUUAAUCGAUUUUGGUCGUAGUAUUGAUAUGACUUUAUUCCCUCCUGAUACUACCUUCACACACACUGUGAAAACUGCUGAUUUUAUUUGUCACGAAAUGAGAGAAAAAUUGCCUUGGACAUAUCAGACCGAUUAUUUUGGAUUGGCUGGAAUUAUUUACAUGGUUCUCAUGUCGGACUACAUGAAAACACAAAAAAUACGUAAAUUAUGGGUGCCAUUGAAACCAUUCCCAAGAUACAUAGACAAGGAACUGUGGGGUACUAUGCUGAACAUGUUGUUGAAUAUUGAAUCAUGCAAGAAGCUACCCAGCUUGGACGAAAUUAUAAGGAAAUUGAACAAAUAUUUAUCGAUUCAACAAAAAGUGGUAUUGAAACAUAAUUUUACUAGUUUAAAAAAUGCAUUAAAAAAAAAUUAAUGUUUUCAUGUUUUACAUUUAUUAUGAAUUUAUUUAUAUGUAUUUUGUUUAUACUGUACUUUUUUUUAAAAAAAUCUUUUAAUUUGUACUAAUUUUUGUGUAGUAUGAUAUUCAUAUUCUUUUGAAUAUUCUUUUCAUUAUACUUUAAUUUUUUAUCAUUUA